AUGACUCAAGAACUAGCGGAUAAAAUAGAAGUAAUAUCAAUAAAUGACUCAAAAUCAGAAACAGAAGAAAUAGGUCCAAUUGUACCACAUGAACGUCAAAUUGUUGAUUCAAUAAUUUCAAUUUGGAAAGAAGAUCCAUCAACUGAAAAUUUAGGUAUAAGUAAAUUACAUUCAAUAGUUAAAUCAAAACAUUCAAAUUGGUCAAUAUCAGAAAAAAGAAUAAGACAAUUAUUAAAAAAAUUUGGACUUUCAACAAAUCAAGAACAAUUUACUUAUUCAAAAUAUAUAACAUCAGAAUUAACUUUUGAUAUUGAAUUACCUUCAAAAAUUCAAGUUGUAAUGACUAAUAAAAGAGGUAAAUGUUUAUAUGCUAAAAAGUCAAUUAAAAAAGGUGAAUUAAUAUGGAAUGAAAUUCCAUUAUUUUUUAUUCCUCCAUUAGUUAAUGUUAAAUUAAUUAAAAAUGGAUCUGCAUGUUCAUAUUGUGGUAAAUUAUUAAAACAAAUAGAAACUAAAUCAAUUUUAAAAGGUUUAGAUUGUAAUAUAUGUUCAGAAAUUUGGUGUUCAAAAGAAUGUAAAUUACAAAAUAUUGAAUUACAUAAUUUAUUAAAACAUAAUUUAUAUAAUCCAAAUAAUAAAAAAUCAAAAUUAAUGGAUUCUAAUUCAUUUUUAGAAUUACAAGAUUAUUGUCUUGAAGAAUCUUGGAAUGCAUUAUAUGCUAUUACAUUAAUUUAUGCACAAAUAAUUUUAGAUAAAUCAGGAAUUUUAAAAAAACAAUUUAAUUCAAUGGCUAAAGUAUCUCAAGAUAUACGAUAUAAAGCUUUAAAUUCAAGUGGAGGAACUUUUGAUAAUAUGAAUGGUGGUACAUUAUUUAUUCAAGAACAACAAGAAAUUUUAUGGAAUCAAGGAUUUGAAAAAUUUUUAAAAAUUUUCCCUAAAAAUCCAAUAGAUUUUAAAGAAUUUUUAUUUAUGAUGGGAACUUAUAAUAUUAAUAAUUUAGAUUCAAAUAUUUAUUUAAUUCAAUCUCAUUUAAAUCAUAAUUGUGAACCAAAUUUAAAUGUUGAAACUGAUAUAAAUAGAAUAAAGGGAAUAAAAGUUUAUGCUUCUAGAGAUAUAAAGGAAGGUGAAGAAUUAACAACUACUUAUGUUAAUCCAAUACAUACAGUAAAUCAAAGACAAAGAGAAUUGAGAGUUAAUUGGGGAUUUAUAUGUAAUUGUUCCAAAUGUAUUAAUGAUUUAGAAUUAAAUAAAAGAAGAAAAUCUUCAAAUGGGUCUAACAAUCAACAAAAUGCUAAAAAUAUUAGAAAUAUGUUAAAAGAAACAAGUAAAACAAUAGGAGAAAAUGGAAUUGAAUUAAAUAUUCCUCAAGAUGGGAAUAAUGGAGAGCGUAGAAAAUCAGUUAGAUUUGAUGAAAAAGUAGUAGCUGUUAGUAAUUAA
Lodderomyces pseudojiufengensis is the source of this 1434-nucleotide messenger RNA. Its product is annotated as S-adenosylmethionine-dependent methyltransferase. Lineage: Eukaryota; Fungi; Ascomycota; Pichiomycetes; Serinales; Debaryomycetaceae. The coding region runs from base 1 to 1434 and encodes 477 amino acids. Gene Ontology annotation, molecular function: protein binding. The record is from RefSeq and is a predicted model, not a curated record. The transcript has a single exon.